GCCCCACACCCCCCCCCCCGCUCCUGCCUCCCCCACCUCGCGAUCCCAAUUCGAUCCGCUCGCCUGCCCUCCCGAUCCACCCCGCCCUCCCCGGCCGCCCAAUUCGGCCGCCGCCGCUCGGAUUCGCGCGGGCCCGCCCGCGGAUUCGCGCUCCCCGGCGCCCCAAACCCUAGAUCCGCCGCUGCUCAUCCCGCCGCCGCGGCCGCCGCCAUGUUCUGGCGCAUGACCGGCCUGUCCGCGGCCUCGCCCGUGGAUACAAUUCUGGACAAAGAAAAUUUUACAUUGGAAGAACUUCUUGAUGAGGAUGAAAUUAUUCAGGAGUGCAAAGCACUGAAUUCACGACUCAUAAACUUCUUACGUGACAAGGCCCAGGUGGAACAGUUGCUUCGCUACGUUGUGGAAGAAGUUCCAGAGGACAGUGAAAAAAAGCGCUCGUUCAAGUUCCCUUUUAUUGCUUGUGAAAUAUUUACUUGUGAAAUUGAUGUCAUUUUGAGGACCCUAGUCGAGGAUGAAGAGCUAAUGGACUUGCUUUUCUCAUUUGUGAAACCUGAUCAUCCACAUAGCACAUUAUUAUCUGGUUAUUUCAGUAAGGUGGUAAUAUGUUUGAUGCUGCGGAAGACUGCCCAACUUAUGAAUUAUGUUCAGGGGCAUCCAGAGAUAGUUGUCCAGCUUGUUGACCUAAUUGGCAUCACAUCGAUAAUGGAGGUGCUGAUACGACUGAUUGGUGCUGAUGAGAACAUAUAUUCAAACUAUGGUGAUACAAUGCAGUGGUUAGAAAAUACAGAUGUCCUUGAAAUGAUUGCUGAUAAGUUUAGCUCAUCAGAUUCUCCUGAAGUGCAUGCCAACGCUGCGGAAAUUCUAUGUGCAGUGACGCGAUGUGCACCGCCAUCUCUUGCUACAAAGAUAUGCAGUCCAAGUUUUGUUGGAAGGUUGUUCCAUCAUGCUCUUGAAGAAUCAAGGCCCAAGUCUGUUCUGGUUCAUUCAUUGUCUGUGUGCAUAUCUUUGCUGGAUCCAAAAAGACUAGCAUCAGCUUCCUAUCAAGCAUUCAGAAGCAACUUAAGUCAUGGGGCAUUGGUCACUGCCAGUCCAGAGACAGUUGAUGGUAUGCUUGAGAGUCUAGGCAACUUGCUGAAGUUAUUGGACACUUCUUCUGCUGAAAACGAAUUGCAAACAACAUAUGGAUAUUUACGCCCACCUCUUGGAAAACAUCGUCUGAAGAUUGUAGAGUUCAUCUCUGUGCUGCUUACAAUUGGUAGUGAAACUGCUGAAAAGGAGUUAAUAAGGCAAUCAGCAAUAAAGCGUUCAAUUGAUUUGUUCUUUGAGUACCCUUAUAAUAACUUUUUGCACCAUCAUGUUGAAAAUAUAAUUGUUUCUUGCCUGGAGGGUAAAAGAACUGAACUUGUUGAGCAUGUUCUUAAUGAGUGUGACAUUGUUGGUAAAAUUCUUGUUGCGGAAAGACUUUCUUCUUUGUCGACUGAGUCUAACGGGCCUACCGUACCCUCAGAAGAGAAAGCCCCUCCAAGAAUUGGGAAUGUUGGUCACAUGACAAGAAUAGCCAAUAAGCUUAUUCAGUUGGGAAAUAGUAACAGCACAAUACAGGCACACUUGCAGGAAAAUACCGAGUGGGUUGAAUGGCAAACAAAUGUGCUGGUCAAACGCAAUGAAGUGGAGAAUGUUUAUCAUUGGGCUUGUGGGCGCCCAACAUCAUUACAUGAUCGUGGUAGGGAUAGUGAUGAUGAUGACUUCCGAGACAGGGAUUAUGAUGUGGCUGCUCUUGCUAAUAACUUGAGUCAGGCAUUUCGUUAUGGAAUAUACAGCAACGAUGACAUUGAAGAGGCACAAGGAUCACUUGAACGAGAUGAUGAGGAUGUGUAUUUUGAUGACGAAUCAGCUGAGGUGGUAAUAUCUUCUCUGCGUCUGGGAGAUGACCAGGAAGGCAGCUCCCUCUUUACAAAUUCAAACUGGUUCACAUUUGAUGGAGAGAGAGGCAUCAAUGACCGUUUAUCCGGUUCUGUUCCUUCAUCAUCACCCAAUUCUGAGGAGACUUCCCUAAAGACCGAGGAAGCUGAUGAUGGUAAAGUCAUUGGCACUGAGGAUGAAAUGGAAACCGUGUGCCUUGGAAAUGGCAGUACAGAGGAGGCAAAGGAUGUAGCAGAAUGUACUGAACAGCCAAAUUGUAGUACGGCAGAUGAGCCAUUGCAAAAUACAGAAGGUAUUGAACGGCAUUCAGAUGUUUUGAAUGGCGAUACUGAAGUAGGUACAGAUGAGGUUGCCUCUGCAGUGGCGGAAUCUUCAGCCACAUCAAUUGAUAUAGUGGCAGAGACAACGGUAGAUGAACCAUUAGUGGCAGAGAGAACAGUAGGUGAACCAGCAGGCUCGUCUGAUGCAGACAAUUCUGUCUAUGAAACUUCACCUGGUGUUAAUGGAAAUGAGCCAGCUGACUCUGAAGUAUCUUCUGAACAAGUCAGCCAUGACACUGAUGUACAGCAACCAGUAAAGGAAGUUGCCGGCGAAGAUGUUGAUGAAACAAAAACUGAUGCAGUCAAAGCAAGCGACUGAAAUAGCAAUAUGUUGGAUUGAGCUGAUCAGAGCAAUUACUUGUGAACUGAGCCUCUGUUGACUCGGCAGUCUGCAUUGAUGUUGCUUCAUGUGUGCUCAGCUGCCAUGGAGUAGUCUGAAGCAAACUGCUGUACAAUAAGCAAGUGUAUUGUUCUGCCAUCCAUCGUGGCAUAUCACUGUACAAAUGAAACCAUUGACUAACGCACGCAUCGCGUUGUCUGAAACUGGUCAUUUUCUUUGAGUUUUACCUCCAGUUCAUGUGCUCUGUCUGGUGGCAGUCUUCGUGAAAUGGUAUAUGAUACCUGAAAGAACAUUCUUUGGGUGGCAACUGGUUUUGGCUACGUAGUCUUGUUUCUUUAGGUUAACUUUGGAACUGUAAUAUGAUAUGUGAUAUUAUUUCUAGUCUAGCUAUUGUUGUAAGUUUAUUCAGACUCCACGUGUCAGUUCACCUUGAACAUGCUAUUUUUUUAUAAAGAUUCCCGGCUCCUUGUAUUCUAUUAUAAA
Molecule: messenger RNA, 3063 nt
Organism: Panicum hallii
Lineage: Eukaryota; Viridiplantae; Streptophyta; Magnoliopsida; Poales; Poaceae
Product: serine/threonine-protein phosphatase 6 regulatory subunit 3-like
Exons: 19
Coding region: 211-2559 (782 amino acids)
Molecular function (GO): protein phosphatase binding; protein phosphatase regulator activity
Source: RefSeq, a predicted model, not a curated record